Molecule: messenger RNA, 1187 nt
Organism: Larimichthys crocea (large yellow croaker)
Lineage: Eukaryota; Metazoa; Chordata; Actinopteri; Sciaenidae
Gene: tex26
Product: testis expressed 26
Exons: 7
Coding region: 309-1187 (292 amino acids)
Cellular component (GO): cytoplasm
Source: RefSeq, a predicted model, not a curated record
GAAUUUUUAAUGCAACAUCUCCCCUGCUGAGUAGCUCACAGUGGCCAUUCAAAUGUUGUAGGUCUCCAUAACCACAGCGCCUAGAAACAUCCUGUAGGGAUCAGCUGUGCCUCUGUACAGACAAAGCUCCCUGGAAGCAAAACUUUCUAAUUGUUAUACACACAGGCUCAUAUUCAGGAUCCACAGUUGUCAGUUACGCUUUUCAGUGAGCCGUCCAUGAAGUGAACUUUCUUCUGGGAAUGCAAAUGGAAAGUUUUUCAUUACACCAAAAACAACUAUAACACGAGAUCCUAAAACAGUGGUCUCCAAUGGCAACCAAAGAGGGCAGACAGUGGUGGGAUCCAUAUGAAACAUCAAACAGAAGACAAUUCGUCUACCGGCCAAACUCAGCUGCAGAGAUAUUGCUGUGCCCAACAUCAACUUCAUUUAUAGACUCCUGUUCACAUUCUGGACCUUUUGGUUCAACUGUGUACAACAAGGAUUUUUGCUGGAAGGAAGCCUGUAAACCUGAAUGCAUCCGCACAGGAACAGCAUCAGGGCAGAGGAAAAACAACCCGCAUCCCAGUCAGGCUUUCAUGAUGUGGAGGCUGCCUAGAGAUGCAGCACAAAGCUUUGAAUAUGUCGACUUACCUUGGAAAUGUCCCCCGUCUGAGGGGGAGAUUCACAAGGCUGUGACAGCACAGUACCGCUCCACCUACAGAUGUGACUUCAUGAGUAUGCGUCAAGGAGAUGACCACGAUAAUAACCCAGAAAGAAAACUUAUAUCUAACCACAGGCGCAAAGUGCCUCCCUCUACUGACACAGAGAUGAGGGACAACUACCGCCAGCCAAAGCAAAGACCUGAAAUGCUGCACUGCAGCAUGAAUCCUAAAGUGGCCUGUCGUGGUAUAGUUCCAACUGUUGUGCAAAGGCACGUCCAGGCUCGGCAGAACAGAUCAGAUUUGACAAACUACGACAGGUUUUGUGGAAAGAGAGUAACUAAUGUCACACGUGUGAUGAAGUCUCUGCUGCCGCAGGAGCUGCAGCAGUUACAUGGAGUUUUGCCUGUGGAGGAAAAGGAGGCUGUAAAAACAAUUCUGAGAAAAGAUGCUUACGCAAACAACAAGGAGAAGGUGGAUAAACUUCCAGAAGUCGUGCUUAAUUCAUGCUCUCCAGACUGGAUAUCAAGCUGGCCAGGACCUCUCUGA